AUGAUGACACACUGACUGGUGUAGAUGAUGGCACACAGACUGGUGUAGAUGAUGACACACUGACUGGUGUAGAUGAUGACACACUGACUGGUGUAGAUGAUGACACACUGACUGGUGUAGAUGAUGACACACUGACUGGUGUAGAUGAUGACACACUGACUGGUGUAGAUGAUGACACACUGACUGGUGUAGAUGAUGGCACACUGACUGGUGUAGAUGAUGGCACACUGACUAGUGUAGAUGAUGACACACUGACUGGUGUAGAUGAUGGCACACUGACUGGUGUAGAUGAUGGCACACUGACUGGUGUAGAUGAUGACACACUGACUGGUGUAGAUGAUGACACACUGACUGUCCAAGUUCUUGCAGGAUCUUUCCAAGUUCUUGCAGGAUCUUGCCAAGAUCCUGCAAGAUCUUGCCAAAUACCAUAA
Messenger RNA from Paramuricea clavata, 431 nucleotides. NCBI's taxonomy places the organism in Eukaryota, Metazoa, Cnidaria, Anthozoa, Malacalcyonacea, Plexauridae. The record is from the annotation of a GenBank genome assembly.